CCGCUCCUCCAUGCGCCCCGACCGGCAGCGCAUCGCCAAGCUGAAGCUGCAGUUCGACGACUCGCUGACGCGCACCUUCGAGUACCCCUCCGAGACGUCGCUGUGCGAGGACUCGCCGCAGGAUGCGCCCUGUCCGGCGCCCAGCCCGGCGCCAUCUCCGGCGCCCACUCCGGCGUCCUGCGCGGCGCCCAGUCCGGCGUCCUGCGCGGCGCCCGCCGCCAGCACGCUCGCCGCCAACACUCACCUCGGUAAGGGCACAUGUUCGCGUAAUGAUUUGAAAGUGCAGGAUUACCCGGCCGGUGUUUCAAUGAUCACGCUUAUAAUAAACAUCAAACAAUGAAAUAACUCGGCUGCAGACACGUGAUAAGUCCGUAUGAUCGCACUGGAUAUUAUUUCUAGGUGUUCAUAUUUUAUAGGAUCGCGGUAAGGACGCGUCGUGUAAAUGGAGGACUUAAAUAGAUUUUCAACUUUUCAUUUAUAUGAAACACGUUUAGUUAAUAAAUAGCAGAAAACAAAAAUAUAAUUUGAACGUACACGUGCAUGAAGUGAGGCCGCGACGCACCUCGUCCCUGCGGCUGCGCGCGCGCA
This is a messenger RNA of Papilio xuthus (Asian swallowtail), 588 nucleotides long. RefSeq names its product coiled-coil domain-containing protein 157-like. Bases 11 to 340 code for a protein of 109 amino acids. The transcript is spliced from 2 exons. NCBI's taxonomy places the organism in Eukaryota, Metazoa, Arthropoda, Insecta, Lepidoptera, Papilionidae. The record is from RefSeq and is a predicted model, not a curated record.